Messenger RNA from Penicillium samsonianum, 2115 nucleotides. RefSeq names its product type I HSP40 co-chaperone YDJ1. The coding region runs from base 223 to 1470 and encodes 415 amino acids. Lineage: Eukaryota; Fungi; Ascomycota; Eurotiomycetes; Eurotiales; Aspergillaceae. Gene Ontology annotation, biological process: response to heat; protein refolding. The transcript is spliced from 4 exons. Gene Ontology annotation, cellular component: nucleus; cytosol; cytoplasm. Gene Ontology annotation, molecular function: ATP binding; Hsp70 protein binding. The record is from RefSeq and is a predicted model, not a curated record.
UAACCAUCUCGCCCUUUCUCUCCCCCUCCACUUUCUCAUCUCCCUCCAGCCAGGACUUCAAAUACCCGCAAUUGUUGUCCAUUUGGCAUUUCUCAUAUAAAAGCCGUCUCAAAGUUUUCGGCGCCUUUGUCCCUCUCCAUUCUCCCGCUUCAUUUCUGGAUUCCACGGGAAGACCAAUAUCGAUAUUCUUUCUACGCCUCUUGAUUCCCCGCAUACUUCACAAUGGUCAAGGAAACCAAGUUCUACGACACCCUCGGGGUCGCUCCCACCGCUACCGAGGCUCAGCUCAAGACUGCCUAUAAGAAAGGUGCUCUCAAGUACCACCCUGACAAGAACACCAACAACCCCGAUGCCUCAGAGAAGUUCAAGGAACUGUCGCACGCCUACGAGACUCUUUCCGACCCCGAGAAGCGUCAACUCUAUGAUCAGCUCGGCGAGGAAGGCCUGGAGCACGGCGGUGGUGGCGGCGGCAUGAACGCCGAGGAUUUGUUCUCUCAAUUCUUCGGCGGCGGCGGCGGCGGCCCCUUCGGCGGAAUGUUCGGCGGUGGCAUGCGUGAACAAGGCCCUAAGAAGGCCCGCACAAUCCACCACGUGCACAAGGUUAACCUCGAGGAUAUCUACAAGGGCAAGGUCUCCAAGUUGGCGCUCCAGAAGUCCGUCAUCUGCGGUGGCUGUGAUGGCCGCGGUGGAAAGGAGGGCGCUGUCAAGGAGUGCGCGGGCUGCAACGGUAGCGGUAUGAAGACUAUGAUGCGCCAGAUGGGUCCCAUGAUCCAGCGCUUCCAGACUGUCUGCCCCGACUGCAACGGUGAAGGCGAGAUCGUCCGUGAUAAGGACCGCUGCAAGAAGUGUAACGGCAAGAAGACCGUUGUUGAGCGCAAGGUGCUCCACGUCCACGUCGACAAAGGUGUGCGCGAUGGCCACAAGAUUGAGUUCCGCGGCGAGGGUGACCAAAUGCCUGGUGUCAUGCCCGGUGAUGUCGUGUUCGAGAUUGAGCAGAAGCCCCACGCCCGCUUCCAGCGCAAGGGCGACGACCUGUUCUACCAGGCCGAGAUCGACCUGCUUACCGCUCUUGCCGGCGGUGCCAUCCACAUUGAGCACCUCGAUGAUCGGUGGAUGACCGUGAACAUCGCCCCUGGCGAGGUUAUCGUUCCUGAUGCCAUUAAGGUCAUCCACGGCCAGGGUAUGCCCUCGUUCCGCCACCACGACCACGGCAACCUGUACAUCAAGUUCGAUGUUCAGUUCCCCAAGAAGGAGGAUCUCCAGAACCUUGAACUCUUGGAGAAGGUCCUUCCUCCUCGCUCCGAGAAGAUCGUGCCCCCGACCGACGCCAUGGUCGAGGACUUCGAGCUUGAGGACCCCGCGAACGAGCACGACCAGGCCCGCGCCCACGGCGCGGCCGCGACCGGCAUGGACGAGGAUGACGACGACGUGCCCGGCGGUGCCGAGCGGGUACAGUGCGCUUCGCAGUAAAAGGAUUUCGGAGACAAUUUCCAUGCCGUAAAUGGGGGUUGAUGCUAGGCCAAUGAUGAAGUCUUCGCUUAUGAUACCAUGUGAAGGGGGCCCCUCUCCUUAACCCCGAUUUGACGCGGGGAACCUGUUUGUUUUCUUUAUGCUUUGCAAUGGCGUUUCCUCCGAAGACCUGGAAGAUAUCAUUUCUCUUUUUUCUCUUUGUCUUCUCGGGUUUCAUUUCCCAAUUUCUCCUGUAAUCCUCUUUCGAAUCCCUCGCCGUGCCCAAGUCUUUUUCUUCUAUUGCAUACACGUUUCGGGUCCUUGAUCCUUGCUUUUCCAUUGCUUUUUCACGUUUGUCGCCCAUUUUAUGUUUUCCAUGGGAAUCGGGGUUUGUGUGGUGGGAGUUGCGCUGACCAUGGGAAAGACUCAUGAAUCGAAGAUAGAUGAGACGAGACCACGAUUGCGGGCUUGGCUCUUGCGAACGGAUCUAAAAGAUUUAUGUUGCCCAUGCUGGCUUUGUUCUAGGACGAAGCUUUAGGAGGGGGUCGCGGCGUGAUCAUGAUGGAUUCGUUCUUUUUUUUGUUAGCCUUGAUGAUGACCUUUGAAUAGACAUUGUAUGUUUUCGUUCCAAUGCAUUUGCUCAUCCUAUGGAUGUAUUGUUAGAUA